CCCCUGUGUGUUCUCUAGUUGGAAGACGCUAAACAAUCAAUAGCAGACGAGAACAAAAUGGCGUUCAGGAAAGUGUUAGCAGGCAUGUUUGUUACGCUGGAACGUAGCUGUAAAUAUAAUUCAAUGAGACCGUCCAGGCUUAAAAAGUACUCUGGUGUGGCAGCAGCUAUCAAAAUCACGAGCAUCAAGAUCAAUUAUGGGCAGCACCUUCUAUUACAUUGUUUUCUUCCAUUACUUUCUUCGUGAGCAGUCAACCUGCAAAACAAACUGAUGCUCAGAAAUCUAAUCCUGUGCAAGACGACCAAAAGAUUAUUCAUAAAGCAGAUUUAUUAUAUGAUAGCUUCAAAUUUGAUGAGCUUAUAUACCUUUCUGAAAGACUAUGCUGAUGUUGAAAUGAUGAGAUUCUAUGGCGUUUGGCUCGUGCUACAAUGGAGAAGUCCAAACUGACUAAAGAAAAAGCGCAGCGCAGACAACUGAUACAAGAAGCUUUUUCUACUGUAGAGCGAGCACUAGCUCUCAAUGACAAAAACUUUGCUUGUCAUAAGUGGUAUGGGAUACUUUUAGAUGCCAAAGCUGAGUAUGAUGGCACAAAGGCUCGCUUAUUAUGUGCAUACAAAACAAAAGAGCAUUUUCUUAGAGCAGCAGAACUUAAUCAGAAAGAUGCAACAACACUUUAUUUAUUAGGGAUCUGGUGCUUCACAUUUGCAGACUUGCCAUGGUACCAAAGAAAAAUAGCCAGUGCUAUUUUCACCACACCGCCAUCAUCAACAUAUGAUGAGGCUUUGAAAUAUUUUCAUCGUGCAGAACAAACUGAUCCAAGCUUUUACAGCAAAAACACCCUAAUGCUGGGAAAGACGUACCUUAGACUUGGCAACAAGAAGAUGGCUUUGCUUUACCUUACCAAAGCACGGGAAUUCCCUCUCAAUACUGAAGAUGACAGAGAUGCUAACAAAGAGGCUGAGGAGCUUCUGAAAAGCAUGGGUAUCAAGUUCUGAACUGAUGGAUAAAAGUGGUUUACCAAGCCUGCUUUUCUACUGACAUCAUGGUAGAUGCACGUCUUGUGUGUCUAUGAAAAGUUUUCCACCCAUAAAUGUUAGAGCUGUAAGACUACAGUUAAAAUGAGUACAGUUUGUUUCAGACCCCGUAUUUGUGCUCACGUGGUGUUCCGAAUCACUAGGAAAAAAGAGAAAGGAACUAUGUGCUUAGCAAUUCAAUUUAUUGAUGUAUACAAUCAUCAGCACCUUAAUUCUUUGAGGAUUUAAUGAUCAUGACGUUGCAGAAAAAAAGUACGAGUCAAUGUGAAUGUGUUGUGAUCUUUUUGAUUCUUUCUAUGAAAGCAACUAAUUUGAUUAUUAAUAUGUGUGUAUUGAUAAUAGUAUGUCACUGACUUUUGAUUCUGAAGUAAUGCCGAAAUGUUGACUUCUCACGUCUAGUUCAUUGCAGAGUAUAAAGUAAUUCUGGAGUAAAUUCAUUUCAAGACUCCCAGCACCAAAUAGUUUAUGUUUUCAGACCGUCUUGGAAUUUCCUUUAUAGGAUUUGGAUUAGAUGGGAAAUGCUGGUAUACCUGGGCAUAUAUAAAUGUAUAUUUUGAGUUUUAUGAUAUAUUGACAGCAUGGAUGCUAUGUUUAUGUCUGUUUUACUACAUUUAUAGCACACACUUUUGAAUGCACUACUGUCUUAUCAUUUUCUAUACAACUUUUUAAACAGCUGAUUCCAGUCGGAUUGGAUUUGGAACAAGUGAUAAAAGUAUUUUGAUGCUAAUGUUGGAUAGCAAAAUAUAACAAUACAAUAUAUUCCACAGUCUGUGGUUUGAUCCUUUUAUGCAAAAGAUUAUAUGAAAGAGCUGAUUAAUACUAAAAACUGGUUUAUGUUACCUGUUUAGAAUAUUUACGAUUACCAAGACGAGUGAUUGAUACUAUAAAAUUUGCUCUCUAUAUUAUAAUGAAACAUUGCAAUCCAUCUAUUUUAUUGUUGUCCUAUAUAAAGAACAUUUAUUAUUCACUCAUACAGCUCUCUUUACAUGAAGAUUGUUGAUGUUGAAAAAUAUUUUGAUAAGAUUAACUGUAAGAUAUUCUCUUUAUAUAUAUCCUUUUAAGUAUGCUAUGCACGAAACUUUAUUUUUGAAUAAAGCAGUGGAACUCAGCAAUUUUAUCUUAUUUAUUGAUU
Messenger RNA from Pomacea canaliculata, 2166 nucleotides. RefSeq names its product regulator of microtubule dynamics protein 1-like. Gene Ontology annotation, cellular component: cytoplasm; spindle microtubule; mitotic spindle pole. Lineage: Eukaryota; Metazoa; Mollusca; Gastropoda; Architaenioglossa; Ampullariidae. Bases 429 to 995 code for a protein of 188 amino acids. The record is from RefSeq and is a predicted model, not a curated record. Gene Ontology annotation, molecular function: microtubule binding. The transcript is spliced from 9 exons.